AUGAUGGCCUUCAAUUUUUCAAACCAAGUAAAAUCACGCGUUUUGACAGGUUUAACCCGGCGGACAAUGACCUUCUACACACACCCUACUCAACCGUUGACUUCGGUCUUCCACCGUGAACCAUUGGUACCACAAAUAGCCGGAAGUACCGACAAACAAUUGCUCGUGUUCAUUCCAGGGAAUCCAGGACUCAUUGACUAUUACACCACAUAUCUUGAGAUCAUUCAAAAGAAAUACCCCACGCUUGAACUCUUCAAUAUAUCACACGCUGGGUUCCAAACAACCGAUAACUACAUAGAAUUGGGGGAAGGUACACCAUUUGAAUUUUAUAACCUUGAGUUCCAGAUUAAUCAUAAAGUUGAGGUGUUGCGAGAAUUCCUUUCUGACCGUAAGGAGAAGACUCAAUUAUUUUUCUUGUGUCAUUCUGUUGGGGCAUAUAUUUCACAAAGAGUAGUUCAAUCCAUUCUUGCUGACCCGGAGUUGGCCGCCAAGGUUGAGGUCCGAUUUGUGGGUUUAAUUUGCCCUACUAUCCUUGAUAUUCAUAAAUCAUCUUCGGGUGUAUUCCUUUGUAGAUUAUUAUGGCUACUUCCCUUGGUACGUGUAGUAUUAUUACUCACAUCAUUUCUUAAAUUGAUCCUUUCCGAGAGUACUCUUAAACGUAUUGUGCAUUACAAGCUUAACACCAAAGCCCUUCGUCAAGAGAAUAAUCCAGAUGCACAAGAUAACAUGCAUAACUCGGUGAUUGCCACUUACAAUUUGGUACUGUCCCAACGUAUUAUUAAACAAGCACUUACAUUAGCUGAAGAAGAAAUGGUUGAAAUCACUCAAGAUGAUGAUACAAAUGAUUUUUUCUUUAAAGAAUUACCAUCCAAGGGGUAUGGUGUAAAGAUAUGGUCAUUUUUCGCUGAUCUGGACUAUUGGGUUCACGAUACCUCAAGAGAUGCAAUUUUGGCUAAGUAUCAUGACCCAGAAAAUAAAAAUUUGUUGUUUGAGAUUGGUCAUGUGGGUGGAAUUACCCAUAGUUUCUGCGUGGAUCAAAACACGGAAUUUGCAGCUAUUACAUGUGCUGCGCUUGAAAAACUUUUUCUGAAUGGUUUAUAA
Molecule: messenger RNA, 1101 nt
Organism: [Candida] anglica
Lineage: Eukaryota; Fungi; Ascomycota; Pichiomycetes; Serinales; Debaryomycetaceae
Source: the annotation of a GenBank genome assembly